Stereum hirsutum FP-91666 SS1 is the source of this 987-nucleotide messenger RNA. Its product is annotated as aldolase. The transcript is spliced from 3 exons. Gene Ontology annotation, molecular function: 4-hydroxy-tetrahydrodipicolinate synthase activity. Lineage: Eukaryota; Fungi; Basidiomycota; Agaricomycetes; Russulales; Stereaceae. The record is from RefSeq and is a predicted model, not a curated record. Bases 1 to 987 code for a protein of 328 amino acids.
AUGUCUCCUUCGACGCCGCCUCCACCCGGUUUCUACGUCCCAGCAGUCCUCUUCUUCACAGAAGAUGAAGAAUUAGACAUCCCCGCGAUCAAAGCCCACGUCCUUCGUCUGGCUCAAGGUCACGUAACCGGAAUCCUCGUUCAAGGGUCCAAUGGCGAAGCUCAGCAUAUAUCUCACGAGGAACGCAAAAUAACUAUCCAAACCACCCGCCAGACUCUCGACGAGAAUGGGUUCCAAAAUGUGCUCGUCAUCGCUGGAACGGGUGGUCAGUCGACCAGGGAGACGAAAAAGUUGAACGUGGACGCGAAGGAGGCAGGCGCCAGUCACGCACUCAUCCUCACUCCGUCUACGUGGAAGCCCCUAUUGACGAAGGAAUCGAUCACGAAGUUUUAUCGGGAGGUGCGUCUGCUUCUCUUGUCACUUUUCUUCAUCAGUCCCAUAGUGGCGGAUGCUAGUUCAAUCCCAAUCAUGGUCUACAACUUCGCCGUUGUCACCGCCGGUCUGGACCUCGACUCCGACACGAUCGCUACCCUCGGCGAACAUCCCAACAUCGUCGGCACUAAACUUUCCUGCGGCCAUCUUGGCAAACUCACCCGUCUCUGCACAACGCCUUCCCUCCCCCCAUCUCAAUUCGCCACCUUCAUCGGUCGUUCCGAUUCCUUCCUCCCUGCCGUAGCGCUCAAAUCCGCUGGCGGGAUCAUGGCUCUCGUUAAUGUGGCUCCCAAGGCGCAUAGGCGGCUGUUGGACCUGUGGGAGGUGGGUAGGUACGAUGAGGCUAGGGACGUGCAGAGGUUGCUCAGUCAUGGGGAUUCGAUUGCGGCGAAGUGUGGGGGGAUUGGGUUCAUCAAGGCCUUAGUGUCGAAGGAGUUUGGGUAUGGGAACGGGACGGUGAGAGGGCCACUGGUUGCUUCUUCCGUGGAUAAACUACAAGGGAGGGAUAAGGAGCUCAUGGACGAGCUGAUUGCACUUGAGAAAUCUUUGCCGUAG